Papaver somniferum (opium poppy) is the source of this 1653-nucleotide messenger RNA. RefSeq lists its product as uncharacterized. The coding region runs from base 1 to 1653 and encodes 550 amino acids. The record is from RefSeq and is a predicted model, not a curated record. NCBI's taxonomy places the organism in Eukaryota, Viridiplantae, Streptophyta, Magnoliopsida, Ranunculales, Papaveraceae. The transcript has 7 exons.
AUGUAUGCCUUACUUAAAUGUCAUACUGCAGGAGACAAAAACAAGGAGGGACAAGAACACCAAUUGAAUGACUUUAGCAGUCGCUUGCAAGCAGCUCAGUCAAUGGUGCACGACGGAAAUGGAGUUGGAAGAACAGGUCGGGUGCUGCCAAGCCAUGCACCGAUCGAGUCACCAGUGGAUGGAGGAAGGGGAGGUGGAAGAACACGUCCUGUGCUGCCAAGUCGUUCACCAAUUGAGUCACCUGUGCAUGAGAGAAGUAGGGCUGGUGGAAUAUCAUGCGCGGUGCAUCCAAUGGAAUCACCUCUGAACAAUGAUUUUCUGUUAACUCCAAGGAUAUCCCCUAGAGGUCACCGCACAGGAGUACACAGAAAUCUGGAGAAGGAAUACAAUGCUGAAAACCAUAAUUUUUCGCAACCCAACCGAUCGCGAUCAGCGUCUAAUUCUCCUGUAGCAAAUAAUGAAGAAGUUGGCUAUUCACUGCAAGAUGGUCGAACACAACGUACCACAAGAAAGAAAACGACUAAUCUUGCGGUUGCCAAGAGGGGGAAGGAGAAAGUAAGCGUGUACGUUUUUAAAGAAAAAUUUUGUGGUCACUAUAGACAUGAGCUUAUAAACUCUAUUGGGUCGUGGGUAAGGCAAAGGGACAAUUGCCCACUAACAUAUGAUAAAUUUGAUGAUAUGCCUGAACAGAAGAUUGCCCGAGUGAUCCAGAAUGUCCGGGACCACUUUAUUCUCGUUCCUGAUGAUGAAGUGGCUGUCAAAGUGAUCAAAGACGUGAUGAGGAAUGCCUAUAAGGCAUACAGGCACAAACUUCGUCUAGCAUACAUAAAAGCUGGGGGUGAUGGGUUCGCUGGAUCAGAUGGCCAUGGAGGCUUUGGCACACCCUCCCAAGAUUUCCCCAACAAACGUGAUUGGGCUCACAUGUGUGAGCACUUCACCACCGAUGCGUUCAAGAAAAAUUCUGAAAGAGGACGUCUUGCUGCGGCUGCGAAGCAACUCAACGGUAUCAACCACAGUAAUGGCAACAAAAGUUUCACUAGUAUCGAAUACGAGUUGCUGCAAGCCGGAGAGCCUUGUGAUCCAGUGACUUUCUUCCGACGAACCCAUGAUCCUGAAAAGAAAAUCAACCCCAAAUGCAAAGAAAUGAGUGAAAAAAUGAAGGCCAUGAAGGAAGCCGCAGAUCGGGGAGAAACUAAUGACACUCCAGAAGAGAUAUUUAACAAAGUUCGUAAUGCUGGAUGUUCGGGUAAACGUCGUCGCAAGGCUCAUCCAACUAACUACAGUUUAUACCAGAAAAAAGAAGAAGAAAUGGCCGAAUUGAAAGUAAGAAUGGCAUCCUUGGAACAGGAAAACAAAAGGCUUAAGAAAGAAACAGGUCCGAACGCGACAAAGAAGUGGUUGAAUGAAUAUCUUGUUAAAAAUGGCAUGCCGGCUAUGGAAUUAUCAUCUGAAGAUGAAGCGGAAGAUGAUGAUGAAGAUGCUGAUGUGCACGGGAGUCAAAUUCAUGAACAUCGAGAUGCCUUUGAAGGUAGUGAUAUGGAAGCUGAAGAGGAGGAUGUAGAGGCCUUUGCAGAUGGUCAAGAAGAAGGUGACGAGGAGAAUCCGGACAGGGAACUCGAAGAGGAUGAUGAAGAAGAAUAUUUUGAGGUUUAG